AAAAGUGCUUAAGGCUUUAAACAUUUAAUCAUUGCCCAUACGCCACGUUGCACAGGAGAUGCCAGAGCCCGAGGCUUUCGUCGGAUUAAGAGAUAUACUUAUUUCUGUCUGCCCCGCUGCGUUUCACUCACUGAAUGUGUCUCGUUCAUGUCUCUGGUCGCUGCUCGCUGGUCUCUGGUAUUAAAUAUAAACUAUUUGAAUAAUUCAGCGAAAGCCUUCUGGCGGUGGCCUUCGAGCUCAAUCUGCCGCCGAGAGGAGGUCUGGUGUUAAGCGAACGCUGCUCGACGGUAAUGAGCGAACAGCGACGCACUUUCGUUAAGCAGCUCAUCAAGUCGGCCCAAGUGGUGCUAGUGGCGUUGCUAUUCUACAAUUUGUGGCGUCACAAAUGGACCAAAGUGAAAAUCAAUCAGCAUCGCUUUUGACUGAUUUCUCCAGCUCCAGUUCCAGAUCCAGUGUCUGGCUGUGUGGCUGGGUGGAUGGCUGCUUGUUUGCUGAUUGAUUGAUUGAUUAAUUAAUUAAUAAAACGAACAUCAGAUUAAAUGUCAUUAACAGUUGGCGGCCAGGACGGCUUCGGUUGAAUGUGGCCGCUGGGAUUUGGAAAUUUAAUUUCCUCCACCAGUAGAUCUGUCAAGUGGAAACGUCGAGGGGCGCUGAUGGAUGGCCUUUGUCAAGGGUUUUCCCGUUUCAAGGCAAGGAAUGCGGGGUUUCCCUUUGAUUUUGUAAUGGCAUUGUUGGACUUUUGUUAUUAAUAAAUGUGUAAGGAGAUAAAUGCAUUAAAAGAUUUCAAAUAAAUAAUCGGAGUUCUCUUGCAGUCUCUCUCCGUA
Messenger RNA from Drosophila persimilis, 824 nucleotides. RefSeq lists its product as uncharacterized. The transcript is spliced from 2 exons. Bases 291 to 422 code for a protein of 43 amino acids. NCBI's taxonomy places the organism in Eukaryota, Metazoa, Arthropoda, Insecta, Diptera, Drosophilidae. The record is from RefSeq and is a predicted model, not a curated record.